AUGCAUCUUUUAAGUAGUACAGUUGAAGAAGAGGUGUACCAAGUCCUCAAUACUAUCAACUCUUUGAAAUCAAACCCAAUACUGAAUGGUCAUCCACCUCCAGUCAGCAAAAUUGAAGCAUCGCUACCCAGCAAAACAAGAACCAUCCUGUCACAGCUCUGCUGUGGUACUCUACCUACCUCAACAGUUACCUUAGUUCUAUAUAAUUAUGCCAUUCCCGACCAAUGCAACCUCUGUCUUUCACCUCACCACACUACCCAACACCUUUUCAACAACAGCUACAAUAUGACAGAAAGACAAGUAUAUGAAAAGAAGCUAGCUAAAAGCGUACUUGAUGAUUCAUCAUUAGUUUACUACUGCAGAGUAUUUCAAACGUUAGAUGAAGUAUGUGACAAUAAUGAAGAAAAAAAUACUUUGAUAAGUAAUGCACUGGACCAGUUGAAAGAAAAUGCACUUCUUGUGUCCCAAAACAAUAUUGGUAGCAAGCUAAUUGAAAAAUUGCUCACACAUGCAAAUAUAGAUCAAUUUGUUGGAAUUGCUCGAUGCAUGUCCAACAACUGGGAAUGCCACAAAAACCAUUUAAAGCUCAGUGCCAUAGGAUACACAUACACAUUAUGUAUGCAAGCGCAAGCACCGCAUCACUACGGGUUAGGUCGAUAUAAUGGCAAGUUUAAAUUAUUGAAAAGUAGGACAGUAACUAAUGACAGGCAUUGGGCAGUCUGUGGUAUAAAAUUAAUGAAUGAGCUGCCUUUAGAUGAAGUGAAUAUAACAAAUAUAAGCCCGGAGCCGGAAAUUUUUAAAUCAAGAGGUCGGAGUCCGAUAAAUUUUCAUCCGACUCCGACACCCAAGAGAAUUCACACACAAGAAGAAAAAGAUUAUGCAUAUGAACUAAGUCACGCAUCAGGAGUAUUUGGCAUUAGUGCAAAACUACUGCAAGUCAUUAGAUUAGCUGUGGUUCUGUGGUUAUACAAGCAAAUCAUUAUCUUCUGCAUAGUUCAACUUGUGUCAAUUAAGGUGCCGAGUAUUCUUUGGGGUCUUAAAUUUAUUCGGUGCAAAAAUCUGACGCCACUCCUAAACCACCAAGAACAUUAUUUUCGCAACUUCACACAGCUCGGAUGUCCGAGUAAAGGAAUUUAA
Messenger RNA from Helobdella robusta, 1137 nucleotides. RefSeq lists its product as hypothetical. The coding region runs from base 1 to 1137 and encodes 378 amino acids. Lineage: Eukaryota; Metazoa; Annelida; Clitellata; Rhynchobdellida; Glossiphoniidae. The record is from RefSeq and is a predicted model, not a curated record. The transcript has 8 exons.